AGCUGUGUUCAGUUUAAAAUGUUGAAUCUGAGAACAGUGAACCUAGACUCUUCUUACAAGAUUGGAUCUUUACAAGUUGAAGUACAUCCAGGGGGAGUUGUAACACCAAGGAAAGAAUCCGCGGAGCAAAAUACAAAAAUGCGCGAGCUAAGUCAACGCACUGUUCUGAGAGAGUUAAGUCCUGUAUCGGUUCGAAUGGUGGGGGGAGGAGGAGGACAGCAGACGCGUUCUAGAGAAACAUCUCCAAGAGACUUGAAGCUUGUUCACAAUCAUAGGAUAGAAAAAGAACCCGAUCUGGAAUAUGAAAUUGACCAUUGUAUUGAACAACGAUAUUCAAAUUCAAAUACAUGGACAAAUCAGAACCGUAUCCCUGGACAGUGUAUAAACCAGAGAUUAUCCCUGAGGAGUACGAACUGUAGCAAGGAAGAGAAGUAUUCUGAGUCCCCAGGUCUGGAAAAUGUUUCGAAAGAAGCGUGCAGGAAAGAGCAUCAACGAACCCAGAAAUCUCAUCAGAAAUCACAAGGAUUCACAGGAUCUAGACGUCAUAGUAGAAGAAAACAGUAUGCAGAAUCACAUCUUAGAAGUAGUGAUCUGUUGAACAAUUAUGAAGAGGAUGAAGAUGAAGAUAUUCGGUGCACUGGAUGUUUAGCACAUUUCAACAAAUGUCUCAGACUAGAUGGAGAGGAUAAAGAGGAUAUAGUGAAUACAGAGGAGGAGAAGGCUGCUCAGACAAUAAUAAAAAUACAAAAACAUUUCAAGGAUGAUGAUGUAAGUCCUGUGAAUAUGAUAGAUUCUAAUCUGUCAACUUGUAUAUUAUUCCUUGGUAUACUUGUUCUACUUCUCAUUCUCACAUUUCUUACAUUCAGGUUGAGUGGACGGGUUGAGUCCCUGGAGUCCGUCUGCUCCCAACUAUCUGACUACCUGGAGCUACUUAGCGAGAACAGGACAGAAUCCAACCUACUUGAAGAGAGGAAAAAUCCAGGCAUAAUAAAAGGAAAGCAAAGAAAAAGCAAAGGAUACGGGAAUAGUUAACAAGAUCAUCCUGAAGAGUAAACCCUGGGUAAUCAGCAAAUGCCAACAAUGUUGUUAUCACUAUCUGAUAACAAUUUUGUUAUAUGAUAACAACAUUGUUAUCUGAUAACAGAAUUGUUAUCAUUAUAUGAUAACAGCAUUGUUAUCCUGUAUGUUAAAAGCAUUGUUAUCAUUAUAUGAUAACAAAAUAUUUGCUUAUAUUUGUAUAUACAUUUCACGCACCUCUGACCCUCCAGUAAAAUUAAAUUCAACCUG
Eurytemora carolleeae is the source of this 1287-nucleotide messenger RNA. RefSeq lists its product as uncharacterized. The transcript has 14 exons. The coding region runs from base 19 to 1032 and encodes 337 amino acids. NCBI's taxonomy places the organism in Eukaryota, Metazoa, Arthropoda, Copepoda, Calanoida, Temoridae. The record is from RefSeq and is a predicted model, not a curated record.